UUCGUGAAGUAAAAGAAAAUAAAAAAACUGUGAUUUCGAUAAAAAAAAUCUAAACAUUCUAAACCAUGCUCUGCUGCCAUGUGAUUUCGAUAAAAAAUUCUAAAACAUAGCGUAAUUAAUUCUAAUUUAUAUAAGUGUGUUAAUAUAUUAUUUCGUAACUGCCUGUGCUCUGCGAUUUGAAGAUAGGACACUGUGAACGUACGUUUCGCUCAAAUGCUGUACACGGACACGAAAUACCAAGUACUACGCGAAGAGAUGAUCAAAGCCAACACCCGAAACCUGGUAUACCAUUGUCGCGCUGAUAAAACCGACUGCGACGCAGCCUUGGCCAAGAUGCGUUAUAAAGCUAGCAAGCACUUCUAUGCGCUCGCCAAGGCCGUGGUAGACUAUGUUAAGAAUAAACGCCAAGCACGGCCCACUGGAUAUGUUGGCACGGCGACGUUCUGCCAAGACAAUAUCUGUGUUCCGGACACCGAUCCACCGAUCGUGAUAGGAGGAUGCUACACGCUGGUCUCCUGCGGCGGAAACCAAACCUGGCACCUGGACCCCGUUGUCUACAAGAAAAAGAAAUCUAGAAUGUUUUAGUUCAAUACAGAUUUUACCGAAAAUAAAAUUUAAUAUAAAGUC
Messenger RNA from Bombyx mori (domestic silkworm), 627 nucleotides. RefSeq lists its product as uncharacterized. The coding region runs from base 214 to 585 and encodes 123 amino acids. Lineage: Eukaryota; Metazoa; Arthropoda; Insecta; Lepidoptera; Bombycidae. The transcript is spliced from 3 exons. The record is from RefSeq and is a predicted model, not a curated record.